Messenger RNA from Cylicostephanus goldi, 399 nucleotides. The record is from the annotation of a GenBank genome assembly. Lineage: Eukaryota; Metazoa; Nematoda; Chromadorea; Rhabditida; Strongylidae.
AUGACAGACACUAAUGGAAACGCUGUAGUACAUAUGACCGUCAUACAUGAUCUACCUGAAAUGUUCACUUUGGCAUACAGCAGUGGAGCAUCGCUGAGCUUGCGGAACAAUCUAGAACUAACUCCAUUGGCACUAGCAGCGCGUCUGGCUAAUAAAAGGAUGUUCUCACUGAUUCUUGAAAGUGAAAUGGAUAUUGUCUGGAGAUACGGAGAUAUUGUUUGCAAGGCUUAUCCGCUGUUGGAAAUUGAUACAAUUAGGGAAGAAGAUGGUGGACUGAAUCCUAAUUCUGUCCUUGCCAAUGUUGUCUAUGGGGGUAAAAGCAGCCACCUCGAUUUUUUCGAUGGACUGUUGGAGGAACUGCUCGAGAGAAAGUGGGAGACUUUCGCAAAACGAAGGUAA